Molecule: messenger RNA, 2658 nt
Organism: Pseudomyrmex gracilis
Lineage: Eukaryota; Metazoa; Arthropoda; Insecta; Hymenoptera; Formicidae
Exons: 4
Coding region: 1-2658 (885 amino acids)
Biological process (GO): proteolysis
Molecular function (GO): aspartic-type endopeptidase activity
Source: RefSeq, a predicted model, not a curated record
AUGGCCACUGUAAGAACCCCAAAUGACCUUAAGGGUAAAAUUGAGACUGCAAUGUCCGAUGACGAAACAAUCCGGACUAGGAGGAUAACACAAACUAGCCUAGUAAGCGAGAAUUUACUAGACACGACAUUCGAGACGCAAGCUCGAGAGACACGAAGUAUGACUAAUAAAAAAAAACUGAUGGGAGCGAUCCCAAAAGUUAAAAGCAGUUUGGCGUACGAAAUCUUUAUCACAACCGAACUCAAUCGAAAUAAGCCAUUAGAACAAACCCCUAUGCUGGCUAUGCAGGAAAUGUUAACCAGUUUCCAAGAACAGAUGUCGAUGAUUGUGGAUAGGCUUAACCGAAUUGAAAUGAGGGAACAGGGAGAGCCUAAAACUGAGGUCUUAGACCACGAGCAUAAUAAGAGCUUUUCUAGCUACAAAAGUGAAGCUGGAGCGGAAGCCAAUCCAAUUCAAACACAGAAUUCGAAUAAGGAAGCGAUAGAGGGUAAUUUACAAGUCAUGCCGUAUAUACCAUUAAACGCCAGAAUUCCACAUGGGGGUUACUUAAUGAAUCCAUUUGGCGACGUAAAAUUUAAAGGCAAAGACACGGGACUAAACCUUAUGACUUUUCUGAGAAGAAUCGAUCGUGUUGUUCUGCGAGAACAAAUGAAUUCAGACGACGUGUUAUUUUACUUACCACAGAAUUUGACCGGAACGGCGGCAAAUUGGUACGACUCACUAGACGUCGAAACUUAUGAAGAGUUCAAAACCCAGUUCAUUCAAAGAUUCUGGAGUCAAGCGACCCAAUCUCGAAUAAGGGGUAAAUUGUAUCGCGAUAAGUACGAUCCGUCAAAAGGACAGUCAAUGGCGGGUUAUGCUCGAGAAUUGUUUAGCGCGACAAAGAUGUUAAACCCACCAGUGUCGGAUGAGGAGUUCAUAACAGCUAUUACGGCGCAUUUUGAUUUCGAAACCUCGAGAACAAUCAGGCCUGGGGUUAUUACAUCGCUGGAAGCAUUAAUUGCUUACCUGACGCACGCUGACAACGAACGAGAACGCAAAAACAGAUUUAAGGGAUAUGCUGGUAAAAGUUCAAUUGGCAGGGGACAGAAUACCCCAAAGGCAAACAGUAAAAAAGAUCCGGAACCUAAAAUCGAGUUACCACCGAGUAGCGGAAGUAAUGAUGAACGAGGAACACAAACUAAAAAGCCUGAUCGAUCUCGGAGUCAUAAUAAGACGCGUAUCACCGAGGUUAAGGAAAGGAUCCCGUUCAAACCAAAAGCUAGAGCGAAAGUGUUGGCGAUAAAGGAUAAAACGGACACUAGUAGUUCAGACGUAACAUUAAGUCUUUUGAGAACGGGAGAAAUACUUCGAGACUUGGAUGAUUUUGAAAACCAGGAGCAAAAUAAAACUCGCAAUCGGGUUAGCUUUAAGAUAGUGAUUAAAGUCGGUCCUAAGCAGUUAAAAGCCUUAGUAGACACGGGAGCUCAAAUCAAUGCCAUGUCGAAAAGCACGUUCGAUGAAUUGACUAGUGAAGGUGUCGAACUGACUACAAUCCCAAUAAACCGCUUCACGGUAAGAGGCGCGUUUACGGAUAAGGGGGAACCAGUAGCGUUCAAAACUGCACUAGAUGUGCAAAUAAAUAACAAGGUCUAUGUAGUGGAAUUCUACAUUAUGAAAAAAUUGGCCUACGAUUUAAUUAUCGGAAUGGAAUUUCUCGCGAGACACAGAGCAAUUAUAAACUGUACUGGAGAAAAUGUGCAGCUCUCUCUGGAGGAAAGCGCUAGAAUAGCGGCAAUCAAACGUCUUUCCAGAGAGGAGGCGGAAGCACGAGUAGCAGACAUUAUAGCCUCUAAUAGCGAGUUAUUUGAAGAAGGCAUCGGAGACGCGGUAACAAAAUACAACGAGUUGGAGGAGAUGGGAAUCGUCCAACGUGCGCCCACUCAGUAUAUCAACCCGUUGGUAGCCGUUGUAAAGAAGAACGGAAAAAUACGGUUAUGCUUAGACGCAAGGGAACUGAACAAGAGGAUGAAAAACGACCACUCCCAACCGCCUUCGAUAGAGGAGACGUCAGGCUCAUCAUUCGCCAGAGCGAUGAAUUUAGCCUUAAACGACCAAAACUUAGACUUUCUAAUAGUCUAUCUAGACGACAUCUUGAUUGCGUCUAACUCCUUAGAGGAGCAUAUGGAACAUUUGGAGUAUGUUCUAAACAAAUUAAAACAGGCCGGAUUUCGACUUAAUCUGGACAAAUGCGAGUGGUUACAGAGAGAGGUCACCUUUUUAGGCCAUACCUUUUCUGAAGUAAAAGCUUCGAUGAAUCAGGAAACGCGCGAUGCUGUUUCUAGGUUUGAAAAACCAAAGACAAAGAAACACCUACAGUCAUUCCUGGGGCUGAUAAACUGGGACAGAAGGUUUAUCAAAAACAUGGCGAGAAUGACCAAACCUCUCGAAAAGUUGUUGCAAAAAGACGUCAAGUUUGUCUGGACUGACGAGCAGCAAAAAGCCUUUGACGAUAUAAAAACAGCGUUUAGGGAGGCAGAAGAUCUAUUCCUGCUGCGCAAAGGCUACAAUUUCGGAAUAAGCAUGCUUCAACAACGGGUCUCGGGGCUAGAAUGUUUCAGUAUACCGACAAAGCACCCGAACAGCAUUUCACAAUUGCUUACGCUAGCCGUAGUUUAA